Messenger RNA from Yamadazyma tenuis ATCC 10573, 1172 nucleotides. It is a transcript of the gene CCC1, whose product is annotated as Ccc1p. Lineage: Eukaryota; Fungi; Ascomycota; Pichiomycetes; Serinales; Debaryomycetaceae. Gene Ontology annotation, molecular function: iron ion transmembrane transporter activity; manganese ion transmembrane transporter activity. Gene Ontology annotation, cellular component: fungal-type vacuole membrane. Gene Ontology annotation, biological process: intracellular manganese ion homeostasis. The record is from RefSeq and is a predicted model, not a curated record.
AUUAUUUUUCAUACUACUCGGCAGGAUUCUACUUUACUAAUUUUGCACAAAGCCUACACAUCCUUGAUAUAAAACGAAUGCUUGUAACAUUGAAAAAUCAGAUCGUCAAACUCCUUCAAGGUGACAACAGCCGGGACGAGAUCAACCACAUUGAUUCGUUGAUCGAUAGCAACUAUGGAUCCAUUGCUGAUAGAGGCCAGCAAAUCAGCGACGAAGAGCUCAGGGUGUCGAUCAGUCGCAAGCUGAAUGUCGAGGACGAGGAGGACGAAGGGUUUUUCUCUAGUUUCGACCCCAGAGUCAUGUCAGAUGUCAUUAUUGGCUUGAGUGAUGGUUUGACGGUUCCUUUUGCAUUGACGGCUGGGUUAUCUUCGUUGGGAGAUUCCAAGUUGGUUAUUACCGGUGGGCUCGCCGAGUUGGUUUCGGGGGCCAUAUCCAUGGGUUUGGGAGGAUACUUGGCUGCCAAAUCCGAGUCGGAGUACUACUUCAACCAAGUGAAAAAAGAGAAGAUGAACUUCUUCAAAAAGCCAGAGUUGGUGAACCAAGAAGCAGCUGAGGUGUUGUUUGAGUUAGGAAUUAGUGAAACCAACAUUUUGAACAUCUUGAAGGAUUUUGACUCCAAACCCAAGAACUUGAUUGAGUUUGUUAUCACAUACGGAAAAGGGUUAGAUGAGCCUGCUGAAGGAAGAGAGUUCACGUCGGCAUUGACAAUCGGAUUAGCAUAUUUUUUGGGAGGGUUUGUACCUUUGGUGCCUUACUUUUUCUGUAGCUUGGUGAAGGUGGGUUUAUUGGUGUCGGUGAUUGUAAUGAUGGUGACCUUAUUUAUUUUUGGUUAUGUCAAGACGAUGAUCUCGUUGGGAGAUUGUGGUACCUGGAAGAAGGUCCUGGAAGGGGUACAGAUGGUGAUUGUUGGGUCAAUUGCUGCGGGUGCCGCUUGGACCUUGGUUUUCUUCAUCGACAACUAACCUUUGCAUACUUUGAUACCCAUUUCCCACGUCUGCUGCAUUGUUGAAGUUUGGAACACACACGCAUAUAGUUGUGGUAGGUCUUUGCUUUAAUUGUUAUUAGCCACUCGUGUUGGCAUCUGGUUCUCUGAGCCUUGUAUAUUAGAAUAUAUUAUCAACCACUAGGAGAAACGAGAGAUGAUUAACGUUUGGGGAAGAUAUCAUAUAUAU